Messenger RNA from Menidia menidia (Atlantic silverside), 201 nucleotides. NCBI's taxonomy places the organism in Eukaryota, Metazoa, Chordata, Actinopteri, Atheriniformes, Atherinopsidae. The record is from the annotation of a GenBank genome assembly.
AUGAAGAGACGAGGCCAGACCAGAGGCCAGAGUUUUGUCAAGGCUGACUACUACGAACUGGACUGGUACUAUGAAGAGUGUACCGAUGGAUGCAUGGAGCCGUGGUACCUGGUCAUGUGGCAGUCUCGAAAAGCAGAUGAAAAAGCCCUGCGGAGCAGUCUGUGGACCGGUCUACCCUGUGCCUGUGCUGAAGUGGAGUAG